Molecule: messenger RNA, 1134 nt
Organism: Arachis duranensis
Lineage: Eukaryota; Viridiplantae; Streptophyta; Magnoliopsida; Fabales; Fabaceae
Exons: 2
Coding region: 41-607 (188 amino acids)
Source: RefSeq, a predicted model, not a curated record
UUCUAUCUCUCUGCAAUUCUAAUCUGAAUUCUGAUUGAGAAUGCAAAGAGAGAGAGAUCUUCAGUCAUGGAGAAUAAUCUAUGCCACCGCCAAAUCCAAAGGUUUCAAUUUCAAAUUCAAGUUCGCAAUCAACAAUCUCACUAACCCUAAUUUCACUCCCACUACUUGGACCCUCUCCUUUCUCCUCAAAAUUCGAAAAUUCACAUUUAGAAUCAACUCAAAACAACAACAACAACAACCACACGCUAUUACUCUGCGGAGAAAUGUGGGAAGAUUCAUUAGAGCCAAAAUCGAGAAAAUCCGUCACAAAUUUCAGGUUCGGUUCAAGAAGAAGAACAGAUCAACAAUUGUUUCUGCGAACAGAGAAGAAUCGCGUCGUCCAUAUCCGAAGGACCUAACUCAUAUUGGAUUUGGAGUUGUCGGGUUUUUAGAGUCUCUGGCUCAAUCUAUCUCCCGUCGAAAAGGUUUAAAGGUAAUCAAGAUGGUUGCUUUUCUUCUAUUCAACAAAUUGAGGUUAGCAAUAAAGUUUAUGAAUCUAGCCUUUUUUCCUUUGGUCGUUGUGGUGGCAGUAAUAGCUUGCUUGUCCUUUAUUUUCCACACGAAAUAAGAUAGCAAUCUCUAGUUUUAAGUUUCUAAGGAGAAUUUGAGAUCUAAUACUCAAUUUAGUAUCCGAAUUUGUAGUGAGUUUUAAUUUAGUUUUUAAAUUUUGCAAACGUGAUUUAUAUCUGUUAACAAAGUGCUAACAUAGACAAUUAGAUAUUACAUUAGACUCCUUAAAAUGUCGUUUUAAUUUUGAUGUUUAAAUAACCUAAAAAUAAUAUCAUAAUAUGAGUGGCAUUUAGGCUUAAAGAGUCCUAAAUGUUUACUUUAGAAAAAAAAAAUAUUUUAAUAAACAUCAAUUAUGGUAUAUUUGUUAGGCUAUUUUAGCCUUAAGAAGUUCUGAAGGGGCAUCCGACUAUUUAUGUCAGUAUUUUAUUAAUGUCUACAUGUUGAAAAUUGUCCCAAAAUUAAUAUAAAUCAUGUUUGUAAAAUUUAAGAAUUAAAUAGAAUCAAUUGAAAUUUUAAAAAUUAAAUUAUGGCUUACGUAUAAAUUCGGAAACUAAAUUAAUUUGAUGUUAUUAUGAGUGAGUGAAU